AUGACCGAUCCAGGUAAGAAGGAGGGGUAUAAACGGGUACGACAUAAAACAUUAUCAGCCUACUAUUCCAAUAUAUCGACACUAUCAUCCUCUCUCUCAACUAUCUUCCAAUCCAACAACAAGCAAUAUGGACAUAUACUCAAAUCCACUGAUCCACCCAAGUACAAGGUCUUACUGGACACUACAUUAGUAGCAUUGAAAUCUGAUCAAGAUGAGCAAUGUCUCGUGAGGAGAUUAGCACGAUCUGAGAGAGAUCAUCAUGGGGUUUUGGGUGCACAACAGGAAUCUAUCGAUUGGAUCUUACGUGAAUUAUCGAAAAAAUCAGAUAAGAACGUUCUACUAGUCAAUAACAGGUUCCCGAUAGUGGAUCUGCCGAUCAAUAUAUCGAGACCAAACGUUGAAAAUAGACAUGUACAUAGUCCAUCGUCAGUACUAAGAGAUACAGAAUGGAGAUUACUGAGAUCGAGGAUCGGUGAAGAAGCAUUUAGACUCUUAAUCGUUCAUACAUCUAUUUUCUUACCUAUAGGGAACAAUUGUUUCUCGCAAUUAAGUGGAAUGCCGAUAUACGAUUUGUAUGACCAUGGAACGAUUUCUCAGUGCAAGCUCCCUCAAAUUUCAAACAGCGGAAUAUGUAGCACUGGAAAAGACAACGCGGAAAGCAAAAAGAGAAAUAAGAAGAGGAAGAAAGCUCCUUCUCGAGAGCGAGAAGGGAAGCAAGUUAAACGAACGAAAUCAUCCAAUAGUAUAGCAGAAGUCAAAAUUCCAAGACAAAGGAUAUAUUAUGGACAUCCGUCUAGAUCGUCAAAUGGGAAAAUCACUUAUGGCCUUCCAAAUUCACAUAUACUCCACAAGCUCGCUGGCACACUCGGUGGACCGACAGAUCUUGAAUAUCUCAAUUUCGUGCAAGCAGUGUUCCCUUCUCUCUUUCAAGGACGGGGCGAAGAUGGCUUAAAGAUCAGAGGGAAUCAAGAAAGGCUAGAAGGUAUCUUGGGAAUGGUUCGUGAACUCGUUGCAAGGUAUAAGAAAAUCAAUUUCAAGCGCUUAUUGAAGAACUGUAUGACUGAGCAUGUGUGUACAUUCAAGACUUGCCACUCUGGAUUCCCAAUCACUCAAGUCAUACCAAGUAGUGACACAUCUGGUCAAGAUGACAAGGUCCCGCUUGAGAGUAGAUAUGACGACCCUCUUCCACCCGUGCUCGGGGUCAUCCCGCAUCGUCAAGUUUGCCGAUUUCUUACCUCAACAAUCCGUGCCCUGUUUUCCAUAGAUAUUAUCGGUAGUCAGGAUAACCUUGAUACCCUCUUGUCGCACAUGAGAAGGUUCGUAAAAGCGAAACAGUACGAACCGGUGAAUCUUCAUAAACUACUUCAAGGCAUCAGUAUAAAUGACCUUGGAUGGCUUAUCGUUGACUCAAACACGCCUCAACGAGUGAAUAUCAGCGAGGCCACGAAAAGAACAAGCCUGGUUGAGGAUUUUAUCCAAUGGAUCUUUGAAGGUUUGAUAAUACCUCUACUUCGAAACACUUUUUAUAUCACAGAAACGGCUUCGACGCGAUAUGAGACUGUGUAUUAUUCACAUGAGGAAUGGCAAAAAGCCACUAAGCCUCAUUUGAAGGUUUUGAAAGAUGAGUUACUGACUGAACUGGAUAGAAACGAGUCGUUUUUUGCUCAGCAAGGACCCUUGGGAGUAUCAGCAGUUCGGCUUAUUCCUAAACCUAAAGGAUUUAGACCUAUAGUGAAUCUUGGUAGAAAAAUUAAAUCAUCAAAGCUGUUGGGUAUACCAACUACUGGGUACAACAAGAGGGAGUUGACGGCCAACCAAAUCUUGAGAGGUGUUCAUCAAGUUCUGACAUUCGAAAAGGAUCGACAUCGAUGUUCCCUUGGAGCGAGUCUGUUCGGUACAAAUGAGAUUUUCGCUCCCAUCAGGGAUCUCAAAGUGGAACUGUUCUCGAAAAAUGGUAAAAUACCCAAAUUACAUUUCGUCAAGAUGGAUAUUAAGGCGGCAUUCGAUACGAUCAAACAAGAUAAAAUGAUCCAGAUUGUUUCCAGCCUAUUAGACAAGAAUAAUGAUUACUGCCUCAUGCUUUACUGUCUUCUCCUUCCUCCAGCAAGUAAAGCUUCUCAGGGAGCGUCAAGGAGACUGUUCAAGGCAAGAGCCGUCGUCGAUGACCAGUUGGCAAACUCGUUCAGUGAGCAUGCCAGAGACAUUGCUGCGCCAUUGCGGAACGCUGUUCUCGUUGAUUUGGUUCGUCGCAAACGAAUUACUAAAACUUCUUGUCUGGAAUUACUCAAAACCCACAUCGAGCAGAACGUAUGGCAAGUCGGCAAGAGAUUCUAUCGACAGAAAGUGGGAAUUCCACAGGGAUCCAAGAUUUCUUCAUUAUUAUGUUCUUUCUUUUACGCAAGUAUGGAAAAUGAGUAUUUGUCAUUCACCAGGCGAAAGGGAUCUCGUUUAUUAAGAUACAUAGAUGAUUUUCUUUUCAUCACUGAUUCUAUAAAUCACGCUCGAAGAUUCGUUGAUACCAUGUCCAAAGGAUUCCCAACGUACGGAGCUGAGAUAUCGCUCGGGAAGACGCUGUUAUCUUUUGAAUGUGAAUCCAAGGGUCAGAUGGGGUCAGUAGUGGAUAUAACCAAAAAUGGGGAAAUCUUAUUCCCAUAUUGUGGUUUCUUGAUCGACACUUCGACCUUGGAAGUCAUGGGUGACCAUCCUAGGUUAAUGGCGAAUCCUAUAAGACAAUCGUUCGCAUUACGUUCGGAUCGACAUAGGGGUUCUGCGUUCGUAGGAUGGUUCAGCCGUCAAUUAGAAAACAGGAAUCAAGUAGCUUAUCUUGAUACAGCACAUAAUAAGAUCGAUACCGUACAUUAUAACGUUUUCAUCAGUUUCGCUUUGACCAGUAUGAAGAUACCUUUCUAUUUUAAGCUGGAUGACAUACAAAAACGAAGGGAAACUUCUAUAUCAGACGCUUUGCUUUUAUCGGUCGGUUACACUUAUUUGGCAGGAAGAGCCAGGGUGAAACACUCCAAUAGAAAUGAUGAAGAAGAUGAUCACUAUGAUAUCAGGAAGACUGACUUUACAUUCUUGGCAAUCAACGCUAUCAUACGAGUAUUGAGGAAGAAACCUAGGUUCAAGGGUAUUACAAAAUUGCUUGAAAUGCACUUGAAAGAAAGAAAGUACCGGAAAUUGAGUGAAAGGUUGGAGCAGACGAUUGAAAAAGGUUGGGGAGCUGUUAAAGGCGCUCGGUACUAG
Messenger RNA from Kwoniella shivajii, 3243 nucleotides. RefSeq lists its product as uncharacterized. Gene Ontology annotation, molecular function: telomeric repeat DNA binding; telomerase RNA binding. Gene Ontology annotation, biological process: telomere maintenance via telomerase. The transcript has 23 exons. Gene Ontology annotation, cellular component: telomerase catalytic core complex. The record is from RefSeq and is a predicted model, not a curated record. Bases 1 to 3243 code for a protein of 1080 amino acids. Lineage: Eukaryota; Fungi; Basidiomycota; Tremellomycetes; Tremellales; Cryptococcaceae.